Molecule: messenger RNA, 1262 nt
Organism: Cyprinodon variegatus (sheepshead minnow)
Lineage: Eukaryota; Metazoa; Chordata; Actinopteri; Cyprinodontiformes; Cyprinodontidae
Gene: dnaaf9
Exons: 5
Coding region: 80-595 (171 amino acids)
Source: RefSeq, a predicted model, not a curated record
UGUGUGGACGUUCUCCAGGGUGAUGGAGAGCAAUAGCUAAAAGUGUUCGCCUUUUUUGUGCUCUGUGUCUAGCACAGCAAUGGCCGGUAUACGGAGAGUAAACGCAAAGUUGUCUGGGGUCAACCCCGUGAUCAGUUGCUCUCGCUUGCGUGAAGUUCAAGCCCUGCUCUGUGAAGGAGGCCCUGUCUGUCCAGAUGGCAUCUUGUGCUCUCUUGGAUUAGACAGCAGAUUUAAUUUGGGAUGCAGUGAGCUGGCAAAAUACCUUUUCUUCGGACUCUAUGAGUGGAAUCUACCAAACUUGGAGCAUGCCCUUGAUGAUUUACCUGAAGAAAUGCAGGAUGAUGUGAUCAUCCUGAUAAAGGCAGAGUCUGUCCAUCUAUACUGCAACCCCCUGAACUAUAGUUACCUGUUGCCCUACGUUUCACACUGGAGGAACCUGCAUCUGUACUGCAUGACAGAGGCUGAGUAUGAAGAUGAGGAAGCAGCAGAGGAAUUCAAAAUCUCCAGCUUUGUGACAAUGGUGCAGGAUUGCCAGCAGAUUGGAGUGGCUUACAGCUGCCAGGGUAGGCCUUUUCACAUUUUAUUCCCUCAGUAAUUACACACAAGAAAGUGUUGGAUGAUGUCUGAAGUUUUCAUACACCUCUUUAAUCUUUUUAAGAAAAACUUAUAGGAAUUAUAUUAUAGUCUGCUAUUUUCCUGACAGAAAGAAACAGAUAAUUGAAAAUGGAAGGAAAUUUUCUCAAAAUGAAAAUCUAACAGUCUGCGAGUGUUACAAAAUGUAAUGCGUCCUGACGUCUAGUCACAAGCCUUAUGUUCUACUCAGAUCGGAGCUUAAUGGGGGAUGGUGACGUCAUCAGCGAAAAAUUUAAAUGAUUAUAUCUUAAAAAGUAAAAUAGCACAAAUAAGUACCUGGCAUGUCCUUUUAAGGCUUUCCUUUUUAGGAUCAGCCAUGUGUUGAAUUUCUAAUCAUUUGACUUUUCCUGUUAGAUCAGUCUUCUGUUUUCCUUCUUUUUUCUUGGCACUUGAAUAGCCCAUAUGAUCCCAUAUUGUCCGGACAGCGGCUACAGAUUGAUUUUAAAAUAGAAAGUUUUCAAUGAGCUUUUUACCUUUUUCCUUGACUUUUAUGAACCUUUUCGAUCAGAUCCCAGAGGGGUUUGUUUUUUUAAUAUGGGGGGAACCCGGAGUACCCGGAGAGAACCCACUAAAGGGGGGGCAGACUAAGUAAAAGAGACAAAAUCAAAUCAGAUGGGACAAAAAAAGAA